This is a messenger RNA of Salpingoeca rosetta, 1012 nucleotides long. RefSeq lists its product as uncharacterized. Gene Ontology annotation, biological process: regulation of DNA-templated transcription. The record is from RefSeq and is a predicted model, not a curated record. NCBI's taxonomy places the organism in Eukaryota, Choanoflagellata, Craspedida, Salpingoecidae. Gene Ontology annotation, molecular function: DNA-binding transcription factor activity. The transcript is spliced from 4 exons. The coding region runs from base 105 to 560 and encodes 151 amino acids.
AAACAAAGUCGCAAGCGACACCAUAAAUUGCGUAUCUGUUCCACGUGGUUUUGCGGCAUCCAAUACACGGCGAGCAAAGCAAGCGAACAAAGCAAGCAAGCGCGAUGGCAAAGUCGAUUCGGUCCAAGAUCAAGCGGAAGUUCCGCACAAUCAAGCGACAGAAGAUCAAGGCAAAGCAACAAGCUGCGCUCCAAGCUACAAUCAAGGAUGAGAUGAAGACAGAGGCAGACACCGUCGAUCAAACGGCAAGCGAUGCUGCCGCUGCCACCAAGGUUGCGGAGAGCGCCGCGCAGGACGCCAGCAACACCAACACAACAACCACCAAAGACACAGCCGAGGCAUCGAGCAAGGAUGCUGAGAAGGAAGACAGCGCAAUGGAUAUUAGCACGACAGACAAGAAGAGCGGCAAGAAGGACAGUGAGCCCAGCGGCAUGUCAAGGACACAACUGAAGAAGUACCGUGCAGGCCUGUUGCGGAAGAAGAAGGCAGAUAACAUCGCAAAGCAGCGCAAGCGCGAGAAGAAAAACAAGCAGCAGCAGCGCCGCCGCCGCCGCCGUUGAACAGAGAUAGGAGACGUGUGAUGGUGUACAGCUGUCCGCAUGCGUUGUGUUUGUGUGUUGUGUGUUGCGUAUUGAGUGUUGCGUUAUGUUGUCUCGUUGUGUGUACGUGUGUGUGUGUGUGUACGUGUACAUGUGGGUGCGUGUGCGCUACCCUAUGCACCGCACUUCCUUCUCUCUGUCGACGGCCGCACCGCUGUGUGGAAGCGUAUGUGUGAAAGUGUGGGUAUCAUGUCACGUUCCGUCGCCUCAUGGAGACAGAUGUGCUCUUUUUUUCAGUGACACAUGCUCAAGGUGGUGUUGGUUUUGUGUGGUCUUUCUUUGGUGGUCUGCCUGCUCUUUCGAUGUUGACAAUUGCUUUGCCUCAGCCUGUUGUAUUCGAUUGAUCUGUUAUCUCCCGACAUUGUUCGCACGCGUCGAAGUGGGCUCUGUGUGUGUGUGUGUGUGUGUGUGUG